Messenger RNA from Durotheca rogersii, 1076 nucleotides. RefSeq lists its product as uncharacterized. The record is from RefSeq and is a predicted model, not a curated record. The transcript has 3 exons. Lineage: Eukaryota; Fungi; Ascomycota; Sordariomycetes; Xylariales; Xylariaceae. Bases 218 to 475 code for a protein of 85 amino acids.
CGCACCGGAUGGAAUCAGAGCUUUCGCAGAAUGUAGGCGUCUACGUCUUACGCAACUUCUUCCCGAAGUUCGUUCUCCCGAGUCGUUGCUUAUGGCGGUGCCUACCGCAAUUCUUAACGAACCGGGGUAAUCUGCCCUUCCUAACUGGGUGGCAAGAAGUCACAUAUUCUCCGAUCAGGUAAAAGUACAGGAUGGACAUGCUUGUGUGUUCUCUGGAAUGCCCGAUCCCGCAGCGGCGCAUAUUUUUCCAUUCGCGACGAGCAAGAAGACGAAUUUCGCAAGCCUCAGCGAAAUACUCACGGUCUUUUGGGGCUUCGUAAAGUCUUUGGCAUGGCGUAGGAUGUUUGAGAACGCAGGUAUCACCCUGUCAGCCAAGAACGGCAUCUCGAUGGGCCAUCAGAUCCACUUCUGGUUCGAUAACGCGAGGUUUACCCUCAAGCCUCUCAAAGAAACCGCGGAAGGAGUCGUCGUAUAGUGGCACUGGCUAAAGAGAAGCAUUUUGAAGCCGUUAGUCUGGACUUUACCAGACCGGGACAUCCUGCUCCAGGCUGGGCUGACGGACCAGAACUGGGGCGAUAACUUAGCACACCGAAAGAGUGGCGUGACUAUCCGGACUGGCCAGACGUUUCUUCUCCGAGCAGACAACCCCGAAGACAAGUCCAGCUGGGAGCUUCUAGAGAUGCAGUGGAAUCUCUUACGUGUUGCGGCCAUUUGCGGAGCGGCCGACGUCACAGACGACUAUUGCGAUUACACAGAGCCGGGGGAGCGGGACUAUGAUGAAACCGUAGCCGCUAAACAACGCGCCAUCCUGGCCGAACAGGACGAGUCAAGUCACUACGGGCUGAGACGCCCGGGACAACGGCAAGGGGGUCGACCACGGGGGUGAACAAGGCGAUGACGAUGGCAGACCUGGGGAUAGCGGCGGCGGCGGCGCUGCCUAGCGAAGAGGAACAGCGUGGGCACGCUGUUAGGGGAACCGGAUAAGGAACAGCCACGGCUGCCGUACUAAGGAGCGAUUAUAUAAAAUGUGACGUAGCAAUUGAACCAGCCCUUAUAUGCCUAGAUACCGCAACGCG